AUGGCAUUCUAUACAAACAACGACCUGGUCAUGUGUAGAGCCUUCUCAUUAUCACUCAAGGAAAAGGCAUUGGAAUGGUAUACCACUCUUCCUCCCAACACAGUGGAUUGCUUCGCCACUAUAGAGACCCUCAUAGGAGACAAUUCGCAACCAAUCGGAGACAAACUUGAUAACUUUUUGGCAAAGAUAACACCCAAGGAAUUGGUUAACACCAAACAAGAAAAGGACGAAACUUUGAAAGCCUUUAUGAAAAGGUAUAAUGAAGUCGCACGACGAGUUAAAGAUGUUAAUCACACUUUUAUCAUCAGCAACCUGCCUUCAUGCCUAAGGCCAGGAUAUUUUGCUGAAAAAUUAUAUGCGCGACCACCAAAAACAAUGGAUGAACUUCAGGAAAGAGCAGCUGAAUUCAUCUGUAUGGAGGAAAUGCGAAUCUCACAAAGAAAUCAACAACAUGAAGAUGAUGUAGGUGGAAAGAGAAGGGACAACAAACAAACGUUCAGCGACAACGACAGGGGAGGAGGGUCUCGACCAAAGGAUUUGCCCCGAAUGCCUGAGUUUCGUCAUUACACAGCUAUUAAUGCACCCAGAGCAAAAAUCCUCGAGGAAGCUCUUAGUACUGAACUUCUUUUGGUUAGGAAACUUCAUUCACCUAAAAAUGCCGAUGGAGGAAGGCACUGCCAAAACCAUCAGAACCUUGGACAUACCACGGAUAAGAAGAUCAUCAAGGUCUCCACAAUGAAGUACCGAACGACCCUGUAG
Messenger RNA from Vigna angularis (adzuki bean), 759 nucleotides. RefSeq lists its product as uncharacterized. The transcript is spliced from 2 exons. The record is from RefSeq and is a predicted model, not a curated record. Lineage: Eukaryota; Viridiplantae; Streptophyta; Magnoliopsida; Fabales; Fabaceae. Bases 1 to 759 code for a protein of 252 amino acids.